This is a messenger RNA of Phaedon cochleariae (mustard beetle), 747 nucleotides long. The record is from the annotation of a GenBank genome assembly. Lineage: Eukaryota; Metazoa; Arthropoda; Insecta; Coleoptera; Chrysomelidae.
AUGGAGACGGCGGAACUCCAAGCAGAAGUUCAGGUCGACGAUAUCAAAAGUUUAUGGGUGUUCGCAUACGGGUCCCUUUGUUGGAGACCAGGGUUCCAGUUCCAUAAGGCCGUCACGGGAUGUGUCAAGGGGUUCCAGAGGAGAUUUUGGCAGGGAAAUGUCACACACCGCGGUACAGUCGACAGACCUGGUCGUGUUGCCACAUUAGUUGAAGACCACCAGGGACUAGUUCCGGGUGUGGCCUUUGCUGUUAGCGGAGAGGCAGCUAUCCCCUACCUUUCCAGAAGGGAAACUGAACUAGGGGGCUAUGCCUCAGAAUUCACCACAUUCUACCCCAAACAGGGCAACUCGUUCAAAGUGUUAGUUUAUCUAGCGAAGUCCUCCAAUGCCCUUUGGAUGGGUGACGAUGAUGCCAAAACGAUAGCUCAACAAGUAGUGAAUUGUAGAGGUGCUAGUGGUCAUAACGUUGAGUAUGUGAUAAGGCUAGCGGAUUUCAUGAGGGACAAUUUUUCAUCCCAUUAUGACGACCAUUUGUUCGAAUUAGAGAAGGAGGUACUAGCGUUGGUCCAUAGUAAAAAAAUGUGUAUGAAGUCAUUGAUGGGAAAUGGAGAUGGUUGCAUUGCCUUCGUCAAAAAGGAAGUUCAGAGGUCUCCAUCAAAUGCACAGGACGGAGAACAAGACAGAGCUGGUACAUGCCAAUUUUCAGAAAGACUCCAAGGAAAGAAACUUCGUUGUAUGAAUCUAUAG